AUGGUUCUUGAGUUCAAUAAAUUUUCAGAUAUAAGUAAUUUAAGAUGCGGUCAAAUGACUUACAGUGCUACUUAUAAUGGAUUGAACCCAUUUCCAUUUUAAGACGUUAUAAAAUUUGACAGCAACUAGAGAUAAUUCAAAAUUUAAACGAAUGAUCCAGGCUACAAUAAUACAGUCCUGACAAUAUUUGUAAAUGCUGAGGUUGAUCUUGCAAUAAAAACACAGCAAUUUUAAGUAAUUCUAAUAUAUUUAUGCCAUGUUGAUUAAUUAAUCCCAUUUCAAGUUAAUGGGCAGAAUUAUUCAAGAAGAGAAUUGAUUGAGUAUAGAAUAGGGAGUGGUAAUUAUGAAAUUGAAUUUGAAGAAUUUGUCAAAAUUGAGAACUGUAUCUAUCCAAUAAUUUACACUAUCGAAAUUUUAGGAUUCAAUAGCAAUCCCUACUUUAUUGAUAGAUCUGGGAUAAAUUAAAGGAAAAUAGUUAUAAAGUUAGAUGAUAAAAAUGAAGGAUUUAAUUCAGAUUAUGUCCUAAGAGUUCAUGGUUCAGUCAAUAACAUAAAUGAUCAAAUAAAAAAUACUCUUACAAUCCCUUUGAAAUUAGUUGCAAUUAAUAACAGUCCUCCAAAAUAUACUUUUUAAUUACAAAACAUCAAGAUGUAACCUGGAGAAAUAAAGGAUUUGAUGUUUCCAGGUCUAAUGGAUAUGGAUGGAGAUGAAUCAUAAUAUAAGACAUUAAUCCUAAUCCAAAGUAGCAAAAAUACACAUUUUAAAUUUAGGUUGAAAAUAUAUUAAGCCCCUAAUCCAAUAAUGGUGCUUAAAAUUAGGAUUAAAACUAGACAAGAAAUUUUAAUUGAUCUUUCAGCUGUAGUUAUUCCAAAUAAAUUUGACCUGUUUGAUUAAAGAAUUCUAGUUUUAAGAAUAAAAGAGCCUUAAUUGGUAUCUGCUAAGGAAUAACAUUAUCUAUCAAUAAGCUUCAAGGGAAAUGGUUUGUUUAGAGAUUAGAAAUGGAAUUAACUCAUUGCAUACAUGUUCGAAACUAAUCGUUUUAUUCCAAGAUAAAUCUUAAAUGACGUAGCUACUAAAGCUCUAUAGUAAGCAGGAAAUACAGUGUCUACUGGAGUUGGUUCAAUCGUAUAUGGGACUUUUGCCAUUAAUCUCUUAUUUAGGGACUACUUCUCUGAUAUUGUUUUGCUUAAUCUUGAAGAUUUUGGCAAAAUAUUUUGUCCUCUUUAAAAUAGUAACUCUAGUGAUUAGUUCGCUUCUGUUUUUGCAAUAUGCUUAUUCGGUGCAAUGAUAUUAUUUCCAAUUACUAUUUGGGCAAUUACAUUUGCUUUUAGAAAUAGAUUGGAUAAUUAAAACAUUAGAGCUAGAAUCGGAGCAUUGUAUAAUGAGAUAAGAGUAACUAAUAAUGACAAGAAUAUAACCAUACUAUAUAAUGUGAUUUACCUUCUAAGGAGACUAUCAUUUUCAUUGGUUGCGGUAACUCUGUAGGAUUACCCAUGCUAAUAGAUUUAGUCAUUCUAAUUAACAAGUAUUUUAAUUCUCAUCUAUGACAUCAGUGUAAAGCCUUUUGAAACAAGAAAAUUAAACUUGAUUGAGAUAUUCAAUGAAAUGACUAUUCUAGUAGUAUCUUAUUUCAUGUAUUUGCUUACAGAUUAUGAAUCAAAUGCUGAGAGAUAAUACCUCAUAGGCUGGUAAUUGAUAGCAAUAGUUACUUUGAAUAUGAUUGGAAAUAUUGCGAUGAUGAUGAUACAGUCAAUUAAAUCACUUAAAAGCAAUUAUAAGGCACUUAAAUUAAAAUUGAUGAAGCUAAAAUAAAGCGUAGCUUCUUAAUUUAAAAGAAUAAAAGUAUAUAAAGAAAACUAAUAGUGUGAAUCAUCAGUGUUUAAUAAUCAUCAUGAGUUUCAGUAAUUAGAAUAGCAUACUUCUUUAACUGAUUUGUCAAUGAUUUAAUCCUAAACUUUGACUAAAUUUGAAGAAAUCAGCCUGGAAACAGAAGAGCCAUUCUUUGCAAGGCACCAAAAGCAGAAAUUUACAUAAGGUCUCUAAAGCUAAAAUGAUGAGGUAAUUCCAAAGUUAUAAAGCUAUCAAAGCAUCAUAAAGUAAUUAUAACGGGAAAGAAACUUUGCUUUAACAAAAAAUUAAGCUCAAAUAUAAGACAUUAAUGACCUUAGCAAUCUUGGUUUGAAUCCAAGCUUCUAAAGCUAAUAAAAAAAUUUCUUUGAAAUGCAGUUUGAUCCAUAAUUAUUAAGAAAUAUUACAAUAAAAAGUAAAACAAAGCUUACCAAACAAUUCCCAAUACAGAUUCCUAAGAAUUUUUAGUUAGAUAAUCAAGGAAUAUUUAAAGAUGAAUUAGAAUUGGAGAGAAAUUAAUAGCAAGAUUACUAAUCUACACCUUUUUAGUCUUCUAUAGAUUCUGAUCAGGCUUAAGAUAUUAUUAAGAAUAUCAUCGAAAGAAAAGGACUGAAACUUUAAUCCAUGUUUGGAAAUAAAAGGCAUAUAAAUGAUAUUUAACAAGUGAUGCCACCAAAAUAAUAAUAAUCAGUUUAACCAAAUUUAACUACCUAUAAUAAUUCAACUAAUAUCUCACCAAAUAUAUUCAAUAAAAUAGAAAAGAAGAAAUCAGAUAUUUGGGAUUAAAAUACGCUCAAUCAUGAUAAUCAAUCUGGAAAAAGACAUCAAUUAAAAAAUAAUGUUGUCAGCGAUAGUGUUGAAGAAAUUAUUUAAGAUGAUAUUUGGGAAAAUUGA
This is a messenger RNA of Stylonychia lemnae, 2742 nucleotides long. NCBI's taxonomy places the organism in Eukaryota, Ciliophora, Spirotrichea, Sporadotrichida, Oxytrichidae. The record is from the annotation of a GenBank genome assembly.